CGGUAAACGGUAAACCCCUUUACCAUUUUUUUAAAUUCCUCUACACAGUGUUCUUCGCUUCAGCGCCCCCUCAAACAACACCUCUCUCUCUCUCUCUCUCUCUCUCUCUCUCUCUCUCUCUCUCCUGAUUCAAAAUUCACAUGGCGACUGAGAAUUCGUUUGUUCCAGAGUGUGCUCCGUCGUCGGAGCAAAAUUCGUCGCAGGCGCUCGAUCUCCCACCGUAUCCUCAGAUGAUAAUGGAAGCGAUCGAGGCCUUGAAUGAUAAGAUUGGCUCCAACAAGACGGCGAUCUCUAAGCACAUCGAGUCCCUGCAUCCUACCCUUCCCCCGUCUCAUGCCACGCUGCUCAGUUACCACCUCAGCCAGUUGAAGCAUAACGGCCAGCUCGUGAUGGUGAAGAACAAUUACAUGAAACCAGAUCCCGGCGCUCCGCCUAAGCGUGGCCGCGGCCGUCCUCCCAAGCCCAAACUUCCGGUGGAUUCCAACGAUGUCACCGCCGCAGCUCCACCGAGAUCUAGGGGUCGUCCACCCAAGUCGAAAGAGCCAUUGGAGCAGUCGAAUCCUCCAAAUACGAAGCCCUACGCCGGCACCGGUAGGCCACGUGGACGACCGUCGAAGAAGGCGAGAUCAGAUUCGGGGACGAACGCUGCUUCGGCGGCGGCUCAUGUGGCACCGGUAGCUCAGCCGAACGGUGAACGUCGUGGCCGUGGAAGGCCGCCGAAGGUGAAGCAGAUCGUGGCUCCGGUUGGUUGUUGAGGUUCUGCUUAUGCAGAUGAACAGCUUUUAUGCAACUCCAUGAAAUGAUUAUGAAACCUUCAAACUUGGAGAUAAUGAGUUAGCUUCUAUCCGCUGAUUGCAGCACAUGUUUGUGUUGAGUUCUUCGAGUUGUUUUGUUUCUAAUCCAAAGGGUAAUUGACACAUCAUCACAUCGAAAAUCAAUUUCUAUA
This is a messenger RNA of Tarenaya hassleriana, 946 nucleotides long. Its product is annotated as HMG-Y-related protein A-like. The record is from RefSeq and is a predicted model, not a curated record. NCBI's taxonomy places the organism in Eukaryota, Viridiplantae, Streptophyta, Magnoliopsida, Brassicales, Cleomaceae. Gene Ontology annotation, molecular function: nucleosomal DNA binding; double-stranded DNA binding. The coding region runs from base 141 to 755 and encodes 204 amino acids. Gene Ontology annotation, biological process: regulation of DNA-templated transcription; nucleosome assembly; chromosome condensation. The transcript is spliced from 2 exons. Gene Ontology annotation, cellular component: chromatin; nucleosome; nucleolus.